AACUGCAUAUAGUGAUACUCCAAUACUUCGUAUGUAAAUAUGCAUACAUUCUUCGCUGUGUUCUUUAUAUAUCGAGGUCACAUACCUCCUUGGCUGCUAGGUGGUAUUUCCUUUGGGGCAUCCAUCUGUUUGCUUUACACAUCACCUAGGUAGAUAGGAACGUACUUCAAUUCUCUUUCAAGAUGACGGUCAUGGCCACCAAAUUCACCCCGGAGGUGCUCCUCUCCGCCCCCCGCCGUAGUGCCGCCGUGCCCAAUUCCGUCGGCACUCUCGCCCUGUUCACCGUCUCCCAGUAUUCUUUCGACUCUCACUCCAAAAGCUAUGCCAUCAAGGUUCUGGAUAUAAAGACCCGGCAGUCGACCCAGCUGUUCGACGACCCUUCCUAUACCGAGCCGACCUGGAUAUCUGAGAAUGAAUUCAUCUUCCUAAAGAAUGGUGAUUCCACUACAACUCUCAUGUCGGCAGAUGCCUCCCAGCCAGGCUCUGAUGCGUACGAAAUCACCACCUUUAACGGUUCGAUAUCCAAUAUAAAAACGAGUGAUAUCGGAAACGGCACUAUAGCCUUUGCCUGCACAGCUCCUACCACGCCCUCGGGCAAGUUGUAUAACCCGGCGAACGAGAAGAAGCCACUAUCCAGCGCCAAAGUCUACACAAGCCUGUUCGUGCGGCACUGGGACUCGUGGGUACCCGAGCAGAAGAGCGGCCUCUUUUACGGCGCCCUGAAAAGGAUUGACGGGUCCAUUAAGCUGCAGGACAAGCUGCAGGACUCCGGCCUGGUGAACGCCCUAGCCGGAACGAAGCUUGAGUGCCCGGUACCGCCAUUCGGGGACGCUGGGGAUUACGAUAUCGGCCCCGAAGGAAUUGUGUUCGUUUCCAAAGAUCCAGAGCUAAAUCCCGCGUUAUAUACCAAGUCUGAUCUUUACUAUGUGCCCCUGAAGACCUUUACGGAGGAAAAGCCUCCGCCGCCGCAAAUCAUCCCCACUGCCGACCUACAGGGCUACACGGGGUCGCCCGUGUUCUCACACAGCGGGAAAGCCGUAGCUUUCAAACGCAUGCGGAAUCGGCAAUAUGAAUCGGACCGGUCACGACUAUUCAUAAUCCCCGACAUCCAUAACCUGGCAUUGUUGCAGACUUUCUGGGAAUCUGGCGAGGGCGGUUGGGUCCUGCAACCCGACGGCAUUCUGUGGAGCCAUGAUGAUUCAGAGCUGUACGUUACGGGCGAGAAGUUCGGUCGGCAGGGGGUAUACCGGGUUUCCUUGUCGCCCUUAUUAGCCAAAGAACUGCCACAGCAAGUAACGACGGGCGGGACCGUAGGCAGCUUCCAUAACCUAGCGCGUGGUGAUAGGCGCCUCUUCAUCACGUCGAGCUCGCUCGUGGACAACUCUUCGUACUCGAUCCUCGAUCCUAAAACCGAGGACGUAGAACUCACAUCAUCAAGCUCGAAGGAAGGGAAGUCGUUCGGCCUAGCAAAAAGCCAGGUCGGCGAAUUCUGGUUCAAGGGCGCCAACAAGAACAACCGGGAAUGCCACGCCCUUGUCAUGAAGCCGUCCAACUUCGACCCCGAAAAGAAGUACCCACUGGCUUUCCUCAUACACGGCGGCCCUCAGGGCGCGUGGGGGGAUAGCUGGAGCACGAGGUGGAAUCCUGCGAUAUUUGCCGAGCAGGGCUAUGUGGCGGUGAUGCCUAAUCCGACAGGUAGCACCGGGUAUGGCCAGCAAUUUACGGAUGAUAUCGCGAAGGAUUGGGGUGGGCUUCCGUACAACGACCUGGUCAGCUGCUUCGAGUACAUCGCCAAUAACAUCGCCUACAUCGACACAAACAACGCCGUGGCGCUAGGUGCCUCGUACGGAGGCUACAUGAUCAACUGGAUCCAAGGCCAGCCCCUCGGCCGCAAAUUCAAGGCACUCGUCUGCCACGACGGCAUCUUCAGCACCAUGAGCAACUGGUCCACCGAGGAGCUCUUCUUCCCCGUGCACGACAUGGGCGGCACCCUGUGGGAGCACCGCGACGACUACUCCCGCUGGGACCCCGCCCGCUUCGUCGCCCAGUGGGCCACCCCCCAGCUCGUCAUCCACAGCGAGCUCGACUACCGGCUGCCCAUCUCAGAGGGCCUGGCUGCGUUUAAUGCUCUCCAGACACGCGGCGUACCGAGCCGCUUCUUAGCGUUCCCUGAUGAGAAUCACUGGGUACUAAAGCACGAGAACUCGCUGGUUUGGCAUAAAGAGGUGUUGGGCUGGAUCAACAAGUACACCGGUCUGGACACCACGGGGCUAGCGGGGGGUGCGGAACAGCUUAGUCUUGAUUGAACUUCCAUCUAUUGAGGCAGGCAGACAGGUAGGUAGGUAGGUAUAUUAGGCAUAUUAGGUAUAUAUAUACUUUGGCUUUUGGAAAGCAGGCAGAGAGAAAUGAGAUGAGAGCAAAUAUAGCUAGCUAGGCUAGGCUAGCUACAGGGAGAACGUAGGUAUCUUGCAAGUAUGAUCGGUCAGAUGUUAAUAAGAACCUAUUUUGAAAUCAAA
Molecule: messenger RNA, 2516 nt
Organism: Hypoxylon fragiforme
Lineage: Eukaryota; Fungi; Ascomycota; Sordariomycetes; Xylariales; Hypoxylaceae
Product: dipeptidyl peptidase
Exons: 7
Coding region: 183-2306 (707 amino acids)
Biological process (GO): proteolysis
Molecular function (GO): serine-type endopeptidase activity
Source: RefSeq, a predicted model, not a curated record